This is a messenger RNA of Dalotia coriaria, 3636 nucleotides long. RefSeq names its product mutagen-sensitive 301 (gene mus301). Gene Ontology annotation, molecular function: nucleic acid binding; ATP binding. The record is from RefSeq and is a predicted model, not a curated record. NCBI's taxonomy places the organism in Eukaryota, Metazoa, Arthropoda, Insecta, Coleoptera, Staphylinidae.
AAAACGGUCAAAACAAGUUGAACUGUUCUUGUUUCUAGGUUAUAAAUGUAAAUACUUUGUAAAAACUUAAAAAAUGAACGAACCAAAGCCAGGAACGUCUAAAAAUGAUAGCAAACAAGUGCCCCAGAGUCCAUUUGGUGAUAUAAUAGAAGCAUCGGAUGAUGAGGCUUCAUCUUCCUUUUUUAUGAAGAAAUCUAGUCAAGAUAACAAGUCACGAAGCAACCAAUCUAGAGCUAGACAUCACAAUAAAAGUUCUAUAAGGAAGAAUCUCUUGAAACGUUCACUGGAAAGUCCAGCACAAAGUAGUGUAUCUAAGAAACCCAAAGAAGCAGUAGAUGAUUCACUAGUUUUUAAUGAAAUGUUGCAAAGGGAUUUGUUAUUACAAAAACAAGAGCAAGAAAAAUUAAAUAAAAGUACUGGUGAUGAUUUUCUUUCAAUUUCUCAAUUAAAUGAAUUUGUUGUGAAUGAUCCCUUUGCUGAGAUGAAUGCAACAACCAAGAAGACUAACACAGACUUAGAUGAAUUUCAAUUUACACAAUACUGUGAUAAUACUCAAUUCAUGAAUCAAAUUGAAAAUGCAAUCACUAAAAUCAAACAAAUCCACAAAAGUCAACCAUUGAAGAAUAUUUCCAAUACUCCACUAACUAAUAAACCUCUUUCAUUGAAAUCUAGACCAGAUAUAUUUGAUACAACCUUCAAUGAUGCCCUGUGUGAUCUAUUCAAGUCAUCACAGUAUAAAAAGAAGUUGCAGAGUUUUGAUUGUGUUGAGAAGACAAUUUGUCUCAUGGGCAAUAAUGAAUUAGAAAAAGAAUUUAAUUUAACAAUGAAUGAAGUUAUUGGAAAAACUUUCAAGAGUCCUCAACUUAUGAAAAAAGUUCUACAACAUGCCAAUGAGAGUGUCAACUUGAAUAAGGAUCAAAUCGAGUGGACAGAUGAGAGUUUUCUAUCAAAUGCUGACAUGAACUUUUCGAAAACAGAUAAUUCUAUAUCGAAAUUGUUAAAGGAUGCUUUAAGUGACAAUAUUAACAAAACUUUGACACAAAGUAACUUACAGAAUAAGACUCUCCAUGAAAAAGAUGAUACUGAGGAAGAUAAGUUUAUUAGACAUGGAGAUUUUUUUGCUUUGCCAGAUAGAGUCAAGGAUUUGUUUAAAGUUUAUAAAGGGAUUAAUAAACUUUAUGAUUGGCAACAUGAAUGUUUGAAUUUACCCGCAAUUGCCCAAAGAAAAAACCUUGUUUAUGCUUUGCCAACCAGCGGAGGUAAAACUUUGGUUGCCGAGGUGUUAAUUCUGCGAGAAAUUUUAUGCAGACGUAAAAAUGCUAUAUUUAUAUUGCCAUAUGUUGCUAUUGUACAAGAAAAAGUGUGGGCUAUGUCACCAUUUGCAGUCGCUUUGGAAUUCUUAGUUGAAGAAUAUGCAGCUGGUAAAGGUAACUAUCCUCCUAGGCAAAGACGUCGUAAAAACUCAGUGUUUAUCUGUACUAUCGAAAAAGCGCUGGGUUUAAUGAAUAGUUUAAUCGAGAAUGAUCGAACUGAUGAAAUCGGAUUGAUUGUUAUCGAUGAACUGCAUCUCUUGGGCGAUGGAAGUCGCGGCGCAUGCUUGGAAACUUUACUUACAAAGAUAAAAAUGCUUAAAAAUAAAAUUCAAAUGGUUGGAAUGAGUGCAACAAUCGGUAACAUAUCAGAACUCUGUGAAUUCCUCAAUGCUGAUGUUUAUUCAAGAGACUUUCGACCUGUUGAACUUGUUGAAUAUGUCAAGUGCCAGAAUGAAGUUGCUAUUGUUAAUAAACAAUCUACAGAUAGUCAAGAUAUACUCCUUCAUGAGAAGACUGUCGAUUAUUAUAAAAAUGCUGAACAUUUAACUAAAGUUGAUCCUGAUCACCUAGGUGGCUUGGUAAUGGAUGUUAUUCCUGAAGCAUCUUGUUUAAUAUUUUGUAAAACUCGUCAAAAUUGCGAGAAUGUUGCUAAUUUGUUGUGUAAAGUAAUAGAUCAAGACUUAAAAAAGCAUAAUUUUGAACAAAAACAACUCUUAAAAAGAGCAUUAAAAGAAGAAGUUGGAUCUUUGUGUAAAGUUCUAGCUUUGACAAUUGAUUAUGGCAUUGCCUAUCACCAUUCAGGUCUUACUUCGGAAGAGCGACGUUUAAUAGAAGACGCUUUCCGUCAGGGCAUUGUUUCUGUUAUUUGUUGCACGUCUACUUUAGCAGCCGGUGUAAAUUUGCCUGCUAAACGUGUGAUAAUCAGAAAUCCCUAUGUCGGUCGUGAGUUUAUAAGUUUAUCUAGAUAUAAACAAAUGGUAGGUCGCGCAGGCCGUGCUGGUUUCGGUGAAACAGGCGAGAGUAUAAUAAUAUGCACCCCGAAUGAAUUGGGGCGUAUCAAAGAAUUGUUUUUAUCUCCAAUGGAUAUUGCUUUAUCUUCCAUGCACGAGAAUUCGUGUGAUGGACUUCAGAACUUUCUACUUAGUUGUGUAUCUUUGAAAUUGGCUGUUACAAAGCGAGAGUUGCAGAAUUUAGCAGGGCAGACUUUAAUGGCGGUACAAGCUAAUCGUUUAGGGGUGGAUGUACGACAAGCCACGCGGCAGGCCAUUAAACAAUUGUUUAAAUGUGGCGCGUUGAAAACUACUGCGAUGGAGAGUCAAUGCGUGUUGAAUAAUAGCAUUACUGCUGAGUUGGAAAGCUCAAUGGCGUCAGUCACACAGAAUCCAGCAACACAAUCACAGCGGUAUGGACCACGCAAACCGAAAACUGUGAUAAAUGUUGACAACAACACUCCGAUGGAAAUUAGUAAGCUGGGAUCUGCUGCUAUUAAAGGUGGUUUAGAUUUAAGUCGAGCUCACAUACUGUAUGAAGAUCUUCUUAAAGCUCAAUCCAGUCUUGUUCUAUUCACUGGUUUGCAUUUAAUGUAUCUAGUUACCCCAUACCAAAUUGCUGAGCAAGUAAAUCCAAGGAAAUCAUUAUAUUAUUCACUGUAUACGAAACUGAACGAAAAAGAAGUCCAAACAGCUAAAGUCCUUGGUUUUACCGAUGCUGUCGCUGGUAAACUGCUUACAAAUCGUAAAAUAACCGAAAUAUCUGAACGCGUCAUGAAUCGUUUCUAUGUCACCCUCAUGUUAUACGAUUUAUGGAAUGAAAUGUCCGUGUAUGAGGUUGCAGUCAAAUACGAAGUGAAUCGAGGACUCAUUCAGAACCUAAUGACUUCAGCCGCAUCAUUCGCAUCAAAUGUUUACCACUUUUGCGGUGAAUUUGAUGAGUUUUGGGCGUUUUCACUACUGUUGAAAGGAAUGUCCGACAGAUUAUCACAUUGUUGCGUUAAGGAACUCAUCCCGCUUAUGAAAUUACCAUCGGUGAAACAGAACCGUGCUAAACAAUUAUUCAAUGCAGGAUAUAAGACUCUGCAAAGUGUAGCGCGUGCUGAACCUGAGAAAUUAAUGCAGGAAAUGGACUUUAUGAGUCGCAAACUGGCGAAUCAACUAAUUGCAGCUGCUAAAAUGAUUCUUUUGGAAAAAGUUGAAAACCUCAGAGAGGAAGCGGAAGAUGUCCUCGAAGGUGUCAACCUGAAUAUUUAAUGUAAACAUUUCAAUUAUUUUCUAUUUUUGUAUUCCAUAAAGGGAUUUGUGUCAUUAAACGAAAAAUCUUGUUACAA